UGUCAGACUUUGUCUGGCAGAGAGCAGUACUCUGAACAGCUGAAAACCUUCGUAGAUCUUACUCAAAUUGGGGCAUGUAGCGGCAAAAGAUGUUCAUAUGAAUGCGAGAGAGAGGCAGUUGCGCAACAUAAGUUUUAUUUAUCAUUUGAAAACAGUAUCUGUCGAGAUUAUAUAACUGAAAAGAUGUUUAAUCGACUUGGCCGACUACUUCCUAUUGUGCUUAAGAGAUCUACUUAUGUCGGAAUUAUUCCGAACGAUGCUUUCAUUGCAGCGGAUGAUUAUAAAUGUCCAAAAGAUUUAGCUAAAUACUUGAAAUUUUUGAGUACCAAUUAUACAGCAUUUUCCAGAAAGUGUCUUAUUGAAGCAGAAAUAAGAGCUAAAGAAGAUGCAGACGAUAGCAGAUGGGAAACCAAUAAAAAGUACUUUAAAUGGAUAAAGUACUAUGAGGUUAACAGAGAAUUUAAUGGUUGUGGGUUAUGCAAAUACCUCUACGAGAACCGUGGAAGCGUAAAAAUUAUUCCAAGUAUUAGAGAAUGGUGGUAUGACAGUGGAAACUGUGAACCUGGUUAUGCAAGACGCUUGACGUGUCAGCCGUAG
This is a messenger RNA of Enterobius vermicularis (human pinworm), 597 nucleotides long. The record is from the annotation of a GenBank genome assembly. Lineage: Eukaryota; Metazoa; Nematoda; Chromadorea; Rhabditida; Oxyuridae.